AUGAGCGGUAAAAUCAAAUAUUCGGAACGUGUGUAUGAUUCAUGCAUGGAUUCAUUUGAUGCAUUGCCAUUGGCGGCUUUGAUGAAUCAACAGUUUCUGUGCGUGCAUGGUGGCUUGUCGCCUGAGAUUCACACGUUGGAUGACAUUAAAAGGUUGGAUCGCUUCAAAGAGCCACCUGCUUUUGGCCCAAUGUGCGAUCUCCUUUGGUCGGAUCCCCUCGAAGACUUCGGCAGUGAAAGGAACGCUGAGCAAUUCAGUCAUAACUCUGUUCGCGGUUGCUCGUAUUUCUAUAGGUAUGCCGAACUUUAUCACUGAAA
Molecule: messenger RNA, 317 nt
Organism: Cylicostephanus goldi
Lineage: Eukaryota; Metazoa; Nematoda; Chromadorea; Rhabditida; Strongylidae
Source: the annotation of a GenBank genome assembly